Messenger RNA from Aricia agestis (brown argus), 1767 nucleotides. Its product is annotated as solute carrier family 41 member 1-like. Bases 260 to 1579 code for a protein of 439 amino acids. Lineage: Eukaryota; Metazoa; Arthropoda; Insecta; Lepidoptera; Lycaenidae. Gene Ontology annotation, molecular function: monoatomic cation transmembrane transporter activity. The record is from RefSeq and is a predicted model, not a curated record. Gene Ontology annotation, cellular component: plasma membrane. Gene Ontology annotation, biological process: monoatomic cation transport. The transcript has a single exon.
CUUGAGUUUGUGUUCAAGUUGUGAAAAUAAAAAGUUCAGUCGUCAAUGUAAUGGAGCUAGUCCAAAAAUGAUUUUAAAUAAAGUAAAUUGUAAAAAGUUAUAGUUGUACAUUAUGGUGUACUAAAGGUUGAGUAAUAAAUCACAAAUGAUACUUGUUUUUAGCUUGUUUACAUGUUGCAAUCUUAUCAAACGCAGUACUUAUAGCGGUUAAUAGCUGCAUUUUAUUUUUUAUACGUGUUCAUAUAAAAACCAGUAAUUGAUGAGUUCAUUAGUAAUAAACAGAGCGAAAAUGAUGCGACUCUCGGAAAGUGGCACCGAAACGGAGAUCAUGGCAGACUUCAACUCGACCACUGGCGAAAAUAAACCACCAGAUAUAAUAAAAAGCGAGAAUUCCUGGGUCGCCGCCGUCCAAAUGUUCGUGUCGUUUCUCGUAGCCGGAUUCGGAAUGGUCGCAGCGAGUUUGCUUCUAGAUAAAGUACAACAUUGGCAAGUGUUCCAAAAAAUUCCCGAGGUCUACAUCUUGGUGCCUGCUCUGCUUGGGUUGAAAGGAAAUUUGGAAAUGACCUUAGCAUCUAGACUCUCAACUCACGCUCAUUUGGGACACAUGAAAACACAUCUAUUGUCACUUGUGGUUGGAAAUUUGUGUCUCCUACAGUGUCAAGCAAAUUUAGUGGGAUUUUUGGCAGCCAUGGUAGCUGUAGCUAUGGGCUGGAUACCUAAGGGAGAGUUUGAUAUACAACAUGCAAUACUGUUAUGUGCCUCCAGUGUAUUGACUGCAUCUCUAGCCAGUUUUUUCCUCAGUUUGAUUAUGAUCGGUGUUGUAGUUAUUUCUAAUGAGAUAAAUAUAAACCCAGAUAAUGUAGCAACACCGAUAGCUGCCAGCUUGGGUGACCUAACAACUUUGGCACUGCUAUCAUUUAUAGCGUCUAUGUUGUUCAACUCUCUAGCGUCAAAUCUUGUGUUGAGAUUUAUUAUUGUCAUUGUUGGGGCUGCAUUGGUGCCAAUUUGUGGAUAUGUUGCAUGGAAGAAUAAUUUCACUAGACAAGCCCUGGACGAGGGUUGGGUGCCAGUAGUGUCUGCUAUGGUCAUAAGUAGCGCAGGGGGAUUGAUACUCGACUAUACAGUGUCAAACUAUAAAGGUGUUGCUGUGUUUCAGCUUGUUAUCAAUGGUAUUGGCGGCAACAUGGUUGCUGUUCAUGCCUCGAGAUUGUCAACUUUGUUGCACACAGGCUCCUAUGAGAACUCAGUACUAGGCAGCACCACAAAGCUGCUACUACUAAUGGUUAUACCCAGUCAGCUAAUAUUUAUUUACACAAUAGGAUACAUAAAGGCUGGUCACACAUCACUUACACCAAUAUUUAUAUUAAUUUAUAUGUCUGCUGCUGUUUUCCAAGUGUUUUUGUUGUUAACAAUUAGUCAUUAUUUAAUAAACUGGAUGUGGAAGCUGGGUUUGGAUCCGGACAACUCUGCUAUACCUUAUUUGACUGCUCUAGGAGAUUUACUAGGUACAGCAUUGCUAGGAAUAGCUUUCCAUAUUUUGUAUGCCAUAGGAGAUAAAGAUAGUGAUGUAGGUGACUGAAUUUUUGAUAAAAAACUUAAGUAUUAUUUAAUAUUUUCCUUUUUCCUCCACUGAUUGAAUUGUGCUUAAUAGUUAAUUAAGAUUUUACUUAUUUAAUGUAUUUUAAUAUCAGAGCAUAAGAUAUAAUUUUUGCUCAAGAAUUAUAUCUCAUAGUGGUUGGUGCUAUAUUGAAUAUAAAUAUAUUUUUG